Messenger RNA from Girardinichthys multiradiatus, 5003 nucleotides. RefSeq names its product myosin IEa (gene myo1ea). NCBI's taxonomy places the organism in Eukaryota, Metazoa, Chordata, Actinopteri, Cyprinodontiformes, Goodeidae. The coding region runs from base 294 to 3656 and encodes 1120 amino acids. The transcript has 29 exons. Gene Ontology annotation, cellular component: actin cytoskeleton; vesicle; cytoplasm. Gene Ontology annotation, biological process: actin filament organization; vesicle transport along actin filament. The record is from RefSeq and is a predicted model, not a curated record. Gene Ontology annotation, molecular function: actin filament binding; ATP binding; microfilament motor activity.
UCCUGUGUUAUGUUUCGGAGCCGAUGCUCCGCUGCUGGCUGUCAGUGUGGGACUUAACCAUGGACGGAGGACACAGCUGAGGAAUCCGCAUCCAUGCUGCCCUCGCUUUAUCAGGAAUUUCUUCUGUGAACCUGGACUUUUCCCCCCUUCUCCUCUCUGGUUUCAGGUUAAAUCUGUAGACUUUUUUUUUUUUUUUUUUUUUAAGGAGUGCGAACUUCACCGAGUUUCGCACAAAUACUGGACUGUGGGAAUACGACAGAGAGGACUGAGUGGGACUGCUGUGAAAUUAGAGGAUGGGGAGCCGGGGCCACUACCGGUACCACUGGCAGAGCCACAAUGUCAAGCACAGCGGCGUGGAUGACAUGGUCCUGCUCAGCAAGAUCAGUGAGGACAGCAUCGUGGACAACCUCAAGAAGAGAUACAUGGAUGACUACAUCUUUACAUACAUCGGCCCUGUGCUCAUUUCUGUCAACCCCUUCAAACAGAUGCCAUAUUUUGGAGAGAAGGAAAUCGAGAUGUAUCAGGGAGCUGCUCAGUAUGAGAACCCUCCUCACAUCUACGCUCUGGCAGACAACAUGUACAGAAAUAUGAUGAUUGACCGUGAGAACCAGUGUGUCAUCAUCAGUGGAGAGAGUGGAGCAGGGAAGACUGUGGCAGCCAAAUAUAUCAUGGGCUACAUCUCCAAAGUGUCAGGAGGCGGACCUAGAGUGCAGCACGUCAAAGACAUCAUCCUGCAGUCCAACCCGCUCCUGGAGGCCUUCGGAAACGCCAAGACUCUGAGGAACAACAACUCCAGCAGAUUUGGGAAAUACUUUGAGAUCCAGUUCAGUUCCGGUGGCGAACCAGAUGGGGGGAAAAUUUCCAACUUCCUUCUGGAGAAGUCACGUGUUGUCAUGAGGAAUCCUGGAGAAAGGAGUUUCCAUAUCUUCUAUCAGCUGAUAGAAGGAGCCAGUGGAGCACAGAAGAAAAGCCUGGGAAUCACAAGCCUGGAUUACUACACUUACCUCAAUCAGUCUGGUUCCUACAAAGUGGAUGACAUCAACGACAAGAGUGACUUCCAGGAGACAAUGCAAGCCAUGGAUGUGAUUGGCAUCUCACCAGAGGAACGGUCCAUGGUGCUUCAGAUUGUGGCUGGAGUCCUACACGUGGGGAAUAUAACCUUCAGAGAAUCAGGCAACUAUGCAGCUGUCGAGAGCGAGGAGUUUUUAGCGUUUCCUGCCUUUCUGCUCGGGAUCGACCAGGACCGUCUGAGGGAGAAACUGACAAGCAGGAAGAUGGACAGCAAGUGGGGGAGUACGAAGGAGUCCAUCGAUGUAACCCUGAACGUGGAGCAGGCCUGUUACACUAGGGACGCGCUCUCCAAAGCCCUGCAUUCGCGCGUGUUUGACUUCCUAGUUGAGUCAAUCAACAGAGCCAUGGUGAAAGAUCAUCAGGAGUUAAAUAUAGGAGUUCUGGACAUUUAUGGGUUUGAAAUUUUCCAGAAAAAUGGAUUUGAACAGUUCUGCAUCAACUUUGUGAAUGAGAAGCUUCAGCAGAUAUUUAUUGAGCUGACUCUAAAGGCAGAGCAGGAGGAGUAUGUGCAGGAGGGGAUCAAAUGGACUCCAAUAGAUUACUUCAACAAUAAGAUUGUCUGUGAUCUCAUCGAGAGCAAAAGUCCGCCCGGUAUCAUGUGCAUCCUGGAUGACGUGUGCGCCACCAUGCACGCCGUGGGCGAGGGAGCUGACCAGACCAUGCUGCAGAAGCUCAGAAUGCAGAUCAACACGCACGAGCAUUUCAAUAGCUGGAACCAGGGCUUCAUUAUCCAUCACUAUGCUGGCAAGGUGUCCUAUGAUGCAGACGGGUUCUGCGAGAGGAACAGAGAUGUCCUUUUUACUGACCUCAUUGAACUGAUGCAGAGCAGUGAGAUUCCCUUCAUCAGAGCACUGUUUCCAGAAAACCUCAAUGCUGAGAAGAAGGGUCGGCCAACUACUGCAGGCAGCAAAAUAAAGAAACAAGCCAAUGACCUGGUUAGCACACUAAUGAAAUGCACUCCACACUACAUUCGCUGCAUCAAACCAAAUGAGACCAAGAAGUCCAGAGACUGGGAAGAAUCACGAGUAAAGCACCAGGUGGAGUACCUGGGUCUGAAGGAAAACAUCAGGGUGAGGCGUGCUGGCUACGCCUACCGUAGAGUCUUCCGGAAGUUCCUCAACAGGUACGCCAUCCUGACCAAAGAGUCAUGGCCAACGUGGCGAGGAGAUGAGAGACAAGGUGUCCUUCAUCUCCUACGCUCUGUCAGCAUGGACCAAGAUCAGUUCCAGCUUGGUAAAACCAAGAUCUUCAUCAAAGCCCCUGAAUCUCUCUUUCUUCUGGAAGAGACAAGGGAGCGCAAGUUUGACGGCUAUGCUCGGACCAUCCAGAAGGCCUGGAGGAAAUAUGCCGCCCGCAAGAAGUAUGUCCAGAUGAGGGAGGAAGCUUCUGACCUUCUUUUGAGCCGGAAAGAAAGGCGGCGACACAGCCUAAAUAGAAACUUUGUAGGAGACUAUCUGGGGAUGGACGACAGACCAGAGCUCCGGCAGUUUCUGGCCAAGAGAGAAAAGAUCGAUUUCGCUGACAAAGUCACAAAAUACGACCGCCGGUUUAAGGGAAUUAAGAGAGACAUGAUUUUGACUCCUAAAAGUGUAUAUCUGAUUGGAAGAGAAAAGGUGAAGCAGGGACCAGAGAAAGGUCGGGUGACCGAGGUGAUGAAGAGGAAGAUUGACUUGGAAAAAAUCUUGGCGGUGUCUCUCAGCACCCUGCAGGAUGACUUCCUGAUCCUGCACGAGCAGGAGUACGACAGCCUGCUCGACUGCGUCUUUAAGACGGAGUUCAUCAGCUUGCUGGCCCAACGGUUCGAGGAGAAAACUCAGAGGAAGCUCUCGCUCAAGUUUAACAACACACUGGAGAUGAAGCUAAAGAAGGAGAACUGGGGCUUUCUGAGUGGGGGCGGCUCCAGGGAGGUGGUGUUUGUGCAGGGUCAGGGAGACAUGGCCGUGCUGAAGCCCUCAAGCAAAUCUCUGCAGGUCAGCAUCGGGCCGGGUCUUCCCAAGAACACACGUCCAACCAAGAAGAGCUUCAGUCAGAGUUGCUCCAACAUGUCCAGAAAUCACCACCACAGGCCCUCAAGGGCAGCACCGGGACCUCCAGCUGGUCACCAGAAUGGGGGCCUAAAAAACACCAACCACAUUGCCAAUCAGAGGAACUCGCAGCAUCAUAGCCAGAGGGAUCCCUCAUCUCCCAACUCCACACGCCCAUUUCUGCCCAGCAACAUCAACCAGCUGAGGGAGCGCGAUGGAAGCAGCCGGCAGCAGCCGGAUCUGGACUGCCUGAGGGUUCCGGACCAAGGCGCUGCAGGCUCUGGAGGCAGACGGCCAACAUCAAACGGAGGAAUGGCCCACAGACCAUCAGCCCACAGGCCUCCACCAGGAGGAGGACGACCAAAGCCCACGCCUAAACCCAAACCCCAGGUGCCCCAGUGCAAAGCCCUGUACGCCUACGACGCUCAGGAUACAGACGAGCUCAGCUUCAACACAGACGAUAUUAUUGACAUCAUUAAAGAGGACGCUUCCGGGUGGUGGACAGGACGACUUCGUGGGAAGCAGGGACUUUUCCCCAACAACUACGUCGCCAAGAUCUAGGAGCUGCUGAUUUUCAGCACGAGGCGAUGCGCCUGCUGCGUCUCUGCUGCCCCCUCUCUCUGAGGACGGCACAGAGCCCCCAGAGGGGAAACACUGAGACUCUUCUUCCACUACUGCCUUACAGUUAACGAAUGUAACUCUCAGUUACGCCACCAGACCAAACAACUGUCCUGUCGGGCUUAAAAUGAGGCUAUUCUCCAAAGACAAAAAGACCCCUGGGCCCCGGGGUCUGUCCCCUCUGAGUACUGAACAAACUAUUUAUUGUAUUUAUGGAUCUCUGUAUUCUCUUUACUUACCUUAUUAUAUCUUGCAGAGGAUUUGUGCUGCAGCGUUUUGAAGCAGUCAGAUGAUAUUGGCUAAAUCUCUGGGACCAGGCUGUGAUUAUUAUUAUUUUCUUUUCUUUUUUUGUCUUGUUUUUAUUCUCACUAUUUUGCUUUUAAGAUAAUGGUUUUAACUGUUGAAGGAAACUUAAGUGAUUUCAGUUUUAGCAGGAAUAUUUAUUGUGAUACAGACAUUUAACUGCAGGAACCAGACAUGUAAAGAAUCAUAAUGAUGAAUAAUGAUAAAAAAAAUUUAAAAUACCAAAGCAGAAUUUUUUUAAUUAUUUUUCUGAGGGCAUUGCAGAGAGGUGGUGUAUUACCUGGAAAAUCUCCCUCACCUUUAUUCUGCUUUUGCUCUUCAGUGUGAAUGGGAACCUAGGUGUGAAGUCUGUGGUGUAUUGGCACUUUAUUGGUACAGGUACUACCUUGGACACAGACUGCAUCUCACGAUCACGCCACGGCCACAAAGCUUUGUCUCUGAAGGACAGAUUAUGAUGAGCAAAAGCAAUAGAGUUACUUAGUUACUGAAAAGAAACAUUUGUUUACAAGAAACUAAGACAAACAGGCAUCCUCAUUCUGUAUAUGUGUUCAUAUGUAGGAGUGUGCCUGUUGGUGGGUAGAAUUUAAAAGGAUUUCUUUGUUGAAGGAUGUGUGUUUUGUUUUUCCUUUUUUUCCCCGUUUUGCUGUUUUAUUUCCAGUUCUGCUACAUUGAUCACAGGCUUCGGUGAAUGGAUUUAUGUUUUGUUGAGCUGUUUUAGGUGCUUCUGGUUAAUGUUUGUGGCCAUGUUUUGCACUGCUACUGCAGUCUUUACUCAAACUCCUUAGUUUUGGGGGGGGUUUUUUGUUUUAAUCACAUGACCACAUUAUCAUGUAGUCAGUAAAACCUGCUGGGACUUCUUUUAUGAAACUGCAUCAAUAUAGUUUGGUCUUAAGGUUGGUGAACAGAUCCUUGUGCAAUACACACUAAUAGAUGAGUAUUUUAAUAAAACGUGUAAUAUUGUAUCAAUAAAUGUUUUGCUGGCUCUUA